This is a messenger RNA of Lathyrus sativus (Indian pea), 462 nucleotides long. NCBI's taxonomy places the organism in Eukaryota, Viridiplantae, Streptophyta, Magnoliopsida, Fabales, Fabaceae. The record is from the annotation of a GenBank genome assembly.
AUGGAGGAAUCUGGAGAAAAUUGGCCUUCUGAUCCUGAUUUGGGUUUAAUUGAUGAUGCCACUUUUGAUGAUGAGUACCAUUCUAAUGAGAAAAAUUUGACAGAGAUGAUGCUUGAACUUUCAGCCACCCUUCCUGACUCGAAUAAGAUCAUGGACGAUGCUUCAAUCUUGGACAAAGCUAGAAGCUAUGUGAAACAACUUCAAGAACGUGUUAAAAAGCUCGAACAAAAUGCUAAACCCAACAAUAGUGGAACAAGUACUUAUAUUCUUCCUGAGGUCAAAGCAAAAGUGUCAAAAAUGGAAGUUCUCAUCACAAUCCAUUGUGAGAAACAAAAUGGCGUCAUGGUCAAAAUAUUGACCCAGCUUCAAAAACUUCAUCUUAUAAUAAAGAGUAGCAGUGUAUUGCAAUUUGGGAAAUCCACAUUUGGUAUCACCAUUGUUGCCCAGGUACAUAUAAAUUAA